This is a messenger RNA of Pediculus humanus corporis (human body louse), 813 nucleotides long. Its product is annotated as carbonic anhydrase, putative. Gene Ontology annotation, cellular component: cytoplasm. Gene Ontology annotation, molecular function: carbonate dehydratase activity; zinc ion binding. The transcript has 6 exons. Lineage: Eukaryota; Metazoa; Arthropoda; Insecta; Psocodea; Pediculidae. The record is from RefSeq and is a predicted model, not a curated record. The coding region runs from base 1 to 813 and encodes 270 amino acids.
AUGGAAACGAUUCGGGAAAAAAAAAAAAAAAAUUUAAUAAUUUCAGGACCGGAAACGUGGGCAUCAAAAUUUCCUUUGGCCGCCGGAAGUAAACAAUCACCCGUUGAUAUAGAAACGGCAAAUGUAAAAUAUCAUUCAUCGGCGGCAUCUUUGACUUUUAAUUACGUACCAAAGAACGAUUGUCGUUUGUGUAAUUCAGGUUACGGAUGGAAAGUUUCCGUCGAAGAUGAAAAAUCAGAAUUAAGUGGGGGGCCUUUAGAGGGAAAAUACAAAUUAGAACAAUUUCAUUGUCAUUGGGGAUGCAGCAACGAUAAGGGAUCCGAACAUACAGUUAACGGACAAUGUUUUGCCGGGGAGCUUCAUUUGGUACAUUGGAACUCGACCAAAUAUUCAUCAUUUAAAGAAGCAGCAAAUUAUUCUGAUGGACUUGCAGUUUUAGGAAUUUUCUUAAAAGUAACUUGUUCAGAUAAUGAAGAAUUAGAAAAGGUUGUCACAAAGAUACCAUCGGUUUUAUUCCGGAAUGAAUCGGUACAGAUUGAAAAUUACAUAAAUCCUUUUAAUUUAUUACCUGAAAAAAAAACUUAUUGGACUUAUCAAGGUUCAUUGACAACCCCACCCUGUACAGAAAAUGUUACUUGGAUAAUAUUUAAAGACCCUGUCGAAAUCUCCGAUAGACAGUUAAGCAUAUUCAGAACUUUAAGAUGUCACACAAAAGAAAAUAUAAUUAAUGAAUCUGAUGGUUUGAUAAUGAAUAAUUAUAGGCCUCCACUUCCUUUGGGUAAUAGAGAACUUCGUGAAUGUGGAUCAUUUUAA